Messenger RNA from Sporisorium graminicola, 1977 nucleotides. RefSeq lists its product as uncharacterized. Gene Ontology annotation, molecular function: phosphatidylinositol-4,5-bisphosphate binding. The coding region runs from base 1 to 1977 and encodes 658 amino acids. Gene Ontology annotation, biological process: TORC2 signaling. Gene Ontology annotation, cellular component: TORC2 complex; plasma membrane; cytoplasm. Lineage: Eukaryota; Fungi; Basidiomycota; Ustilaginomycetes; Ustilaginales; Ustilaginaceae. The record is from RefSeq and is a predicted model, not a curated record. The transcript has a single exon.
AUGGCUCAACAUGGAUCCGUCUACGCUGAAAGCUCCACUGAGUCCAAUACUGCCAUGUCAAGUCUUAGCUCAGCCGAUUCUCUACCGGACGGCAGUUUGGGCUUGACGACGAUCAAUUCUGCCAUCACGGGAGGACCGCACUCACCGCAUUCUUCAGCGAGUCAAAGCAGAGACACCGUGCUCACAGCUCGCUCUUCUCCUGUGCUCUCUCGUCCAGCUGUGCCGCCGCUGCCCAAUGUUCCCGCCAUGCCCGCCCCGCCAAAGAUGGUCAUCUUCGGGACCGACGAUAGCGACGACAACAGCGAAGCCAAAGAGCGGACGAGCAGCCAUAGCAGGGGCAAGCGUCGUGCCAGCCGUCGGCCGAGCCAGUCAGAUCCUGCGCGUCUGGCGACUCAGUCGGACUACUUUUCUUCGAUCCGGGUCAGCAGACGUCAGCUGGAGACACAGCAUGCAAGUCGUCCCAAAGGAUCCAUGCUCAGCUCGAUGCUGCAAAAGCAAGAUUCGGGGCCCGAGAACCCUUUUGCCGCAUUCUAUGCCGGCAUUGCCGGUCGUGCAGCCACCGUGCCCAGCAUGACGGUCGAGAUCUACUUUCCAUGGGCCGAAAGCAGGCAGCAACCGCAACUCACGUCGCCACCGGCGAGCGGCGCCAUCUCGGUGCAUCCAAAGACUAAGAGCAUGAAGCUCAACAUCCGCAAGGAUGCCACGGUCGAAGAGGUCAUCGGCUACGGCCUUUACUGCUACGUCGAAGAACGCUGGAAGCCCGAACUGGACCCUGCAACCUCGUCGCGCUCUGACGCCGAACGUGAGGCAAGGACGACGACGAUAGGCUGGACAUUGAUGAUCGUCGAGGAUGGCGAGGUGGACGACGACUUUCCCGCUAUCGAUCAGAGCCUGUUGCUCGGCAAGUUUGGAGGCGAUGAGUUUGCCAUUUGCGAAGCUACGCCGAAUCAGAUACGCCAACACCGGGAUGCCUACUCCAAUAUUACGAGGAGGACGAUCCGCGCUCCUACGGCAUCCAAGACGCAGGGCCAGAAGCUGGGUGGGGCGACGGGCGAGUCAGGCGUUGCUGGGUCUGCAACGGUCGAUGCUUCUCAAAGCACACUUGUGGGUGGAGCCAAGAGCGGCGCGGGCGCCAUCUCAGGCAACCCCGCUUUGGCGAAUCGACUGGGCGUGCCAGGUGCUGGCACCCAAGUCGCUGGAUCGCUGAUCAACAUUCAAGGCACGCCCAUCUUUGCUUCAGGCGCACUCUCUCGCAGCGCUUUGGGCUCGUCGUCGCAGUCGAUCUUCCUCCGAGUGUUAGUGACGCCCAAUCCAGAGGUGCGAUACAAAACGACGCUGCAGGUGCCGUCGGAUAUGUAUCUUGCGGAUGUGCUCGAAAUGAUCUGUCGCAAGCGACACUUGUCGAACGUGGACGACUGGGCGCUCAUCGUUCCAGACAAGAGCAUCGUGGUUCCGCUCGAUCGGACGGUCGAGUCUCUGCAGGGCAACCACGAUCUUGCUCUAGUCCGCCGGUCCAGCCUGGGCGCGUUGGGGGGCACAGGCGCACUCAGCAGCUCAUCAACCAACCCGAACGCGUCGAUCUUCAAACGAUACUCGGCGACCUCGGACCCGAACGCACCGCUGGGUCAGCCAAAGUACACCAAGGCGCUCGACAUUGCAGCAGCAUACAAGAGCUAUACGGUGUAUCGCAAGUCGCCCAUGUUUGGUGGGCGGCACAACGAGCGCAGCCUGACGCUGGAUGGCGACUGGCUGCACAUCAUGCCUACAGACAUGAAGACGUUCGGCAAAGCGGCAAGUUUCCAUGUCUCGAGCGUGGUGGCUUGCAAGCUGUCGAGCAAAGUGGUCAACGGGUUCAAGCUUGUGGUUUGGAGGGAGAGUCCGAGGGAUACGAAGCGGUACGACUUUGAAGCGGAUUCUGGGAGGAUUGCGGCCGAGAUUGUACGCGAGAUCAAUCUGUUGAGGAGCCAGAAUUCGUAG